AUGGUGGACGUCUGGCGACAUCUCCAUCCUGAUUCCAGAGCUUUCACUUUCAUGUCACCUGGAGUCAGGACGUCCAGACUCGACCAUCUUUAUGUUUCCAAGGCGUUCGUGUCCUACAUUCCGUCGGCUCCUGUGUGGCAGGUGCUGUGCAUGGACCACCGUCUGGAGUAUGUGAGGGGGUUGACAAAGAGGCAGAAAUCCAGGGUCGAGGAGUUGGAGAAGGAGGUAUUCGACCUGGAGACACGUCUCCGUCAGCCCGACGUGGACCCGGCCCUGUGGCUGGUGUACGAAGAGAAGAAGGGUGUGCUGCGGGACCUGCAACUCGUCAGGUCCCGGGGCGCGGUCAUGAGGCCAGAGAUCCGGGUGGUCAUUGCCCUGCUGCCUAAGAAGGGGGAUCUCCACCAGCUUAGGAACUGGUGCCCGGUCUCCCUCCUCAGCACGGAUUACAAGAUCUUCGCCAGGACAAUGUUUUCUCGUCUUGGCACCAUGCUGGACUACAUGAUCCACCCUGACCAGUCCUACACCGUCCCAGACCGCACCAUCUUUGACAAUAUUCAUCUGAGGAAGUUGUCGGGAUUGGUUCUGCGUGCGUCAGGCAUCGGGGUGGUCCUCUCAGCUCACACCGAUGAUAUGCUCCUCAUGUUCACCGAUCCGGCUGACCUGCGGAGGAAUGGUGGCACAGGGCUGCUCAGUGCUGAGGCAGUGAGGCUGCACUGGGAGCCUCCGUGCCUUCAUCAACUGCGACACCUACAGGAUGCAGCCAGGACUACAACCAUCAUUCCACCCAGGCUGGAGGGGCACUGGGUCUCCACAGGGUGUGAGGUGCGUCCUGGGCCUGAAUUCAUCACCAGAUCCUACAUGUUCUACCAGAACGGGAUGUUUAAAGCCUACCAGUUCUAUUAUACUGACCAUCAAUGCACGAGACCUGCCUACACCCUGGUGAUCAAAGGGAGGAUUCGGCUGCACCAGGCGUCCUGGGUCACUCGCGGAGCCACUGAGGCCAGCUAUCGUCUGCACCAAGUGUCCAUGGCCUUCUACAGUGGGCAGACAAUGGCAGCCGCCUUGGACAGGAUGAACCACUCAUGCAGCAGGUUAGGCCGCUUCAGGAGAGUCUGGUCGCCAGGAGCAACCUACGAGAUCCUGAACGCCAGGACUGGCUAUGACUGCACAGUCAGUCUCGGGUUUGCGAUGCACGAGCUCAGCCUGGUGCGAUUGGAGAAGCAGGUCCACCAGCGGGUGGUCAAAGAGCUCUUCCUGGGAGACAUUCAUACAGACUGGGCUCAGAGAACCCACCAUCGACCUACUGGCUAUCAGCGCCCUCUGCAGGCGGCUUUGCAUCACGUGCACCCGUGUGUGGCCUGCGGGAUCAUCUAUCGGGCGGAUGAGCAUCACCCGCCCAUCCUGCCUGCCCAACAGGAGGUCGCCGCCCACCUGGGUGGGCAGUGGGCAAGCCGGGUGUGCGAGGGACGCCCUGCUGUCCUCUUCCUCACCAGGUACUUUGUGUUUCGCGACAGCAGCCACACCUGGGAGGGUCACUACACACACUACUCUGACCCAGCCUGCAGGAAUCCCACAUUUCUGGUCCAUGCCUGGGGUGACUACAGCAAGGGUACCCCCUCCACCCGGGCAGGGGGGGGCACUGACUUUGCAUUCAUGGCAAGGCGGGCGUGGGUGACACCCUUGGAUAUGAUCACAACCUUGCUGUUAAACGUCUCUGCCAGUGGAUCCUGCGGGAUGGUGGGCUUGUGGGUACUGGGUCAGGAGCAGGACAUCACCCACACCAAUGGCUGCCUGGCACUGGGCAUUCAGCUCCCUCACACUGAGUACGAACUGGUCAGGAUUGAGGCGGGCUCAGCUAAUCGCCGCUUGUUGUUCCUUGGUAAGCGGCCCACGGAUGGAACAAGUCCCAACACUCCAGGCAAACGAGCAACCUCUUACCAAACUCCACUCCUCCAGUGCUCCAUAGAAGCUCCAGGGUCCACCAUGCAAGUGAGGCAACACCAGCAUCAAGAGACUGGGAGCCAUGGAACAAUGGCAUGGGAAAACUCCUGGAUGGUGAGAUUGGGGUUACUAUUGGCUUUUGCAGAGCUGUUCCUGAACUAA
Molecule: messenger RNA, 2103 nt
Organism: Carcharodon carcharias (great white shark)
Lineage: Eukaryota; Metazoa; Chordata; Chondrichthyes; Lamniformes; Lamnidae
Product: protein APCDD1-like
Exons: 7
Coding region: 1-2103 (700 amino acids)
Biological process (GO): negative regulation of Wnt signaling pathway
Cellular component (GO): plasma membrane
Molecular function (GO): Wnt-protein binding
Source: RefSeq, a predicted model, not a curated record